UCUUGAAAUCUAUGUCUGGCGAUCUUUCAUACAAGUAUUCCACCAACCUGACGGUGUACACGGGACCCAGCGGCCAGAACAAGUACUCAUACAAUGAUUGGCUGUCUAGUGGAGAGAAGAAGAAUGUGACCUUCGACGAUGACAAUAACGUCUACAUUGUUGCAGAGCCUUCAAGUUCUUAUAAUAGUUUUGCUAUCUAUCUCAAGGCUUCUAAAUCGGCUUCCUCUUCAUCUUCUUCAGAUGAUUCUGGAUCAAGCUCCGGUACAGUCUGGCUUGUGCUAGGGAUCAUCUUUGGAAUUUGAUUCCUUGUUUGCAGUGUUGGAACGACCUGGUUGAUUUGUGCAAUGUGAUGCGGUGGAAGCAAAGGAUCUGUUCAUACUCCUAACAAAGUUAAUCCUGUUCAGUAUCCUUCAAACGUAAACAGUAUUGAGCCGAGCAUCAACAACACCCAGAUGAUCAUUCCAACAAUGUAUCAGUAUACAGAUCAGCAACUAGCUCAAAUGCAACCUGGCCCUGGGGUCACCACCUACCAAAACACCUAUACGAAUAACUCCUUACCUCCUAUUCCUGAGCAGCAGAAAAUUGGGAGCUCUUCCAUUGUUACAAGCGCUAUACCUUCCGGAACCCCAGUCUAUCCCGGCCCUCCAAACAACCCAGUCAACCUUGGCGCCCCAUCCCUAUCCGCAGAGGAACAAAAAGUAGCUCUCUAAUCACUAAAAUUCCCUCAAAAUCCUCUCCUACCCC
Molecule: messenger RNA, 744 nt
Organism: Moneuplotes crassus
Lineage: Eukaryota; Ciliophora; Spirotrichea; Euplotida; Euplotidae
Source: the annotation of a GenBank genome assembly